This is a messenger RNA of Hemisphaericaspora subhashii, 1188 nucleotides long. RefSeq names its product Yox1p (gene YOX1). Gene Ontology annotation, molecular function: DNA-binding transcription factor activity, RNA polymerase II-specific; RNA polymerase II cis-regulatory region sequence-specific DNA binding. The record is from RefSeq and is a predicted model, not a curated record. Bases 1 to 1188 code for a protein of 395 amino acids. Gene Ontology annotation, biological process: regulation of transcription by RNA polymerase II; cell differentiation. NCBI's taxonomy places the organism in Eukaryota, Fungi, Ascomycota, Pichiomycetes, Serinales, Debaryomycetaceae. The transcript has a single exon.
AUGAUGCAUUUACAAACACCAAAGAGAGCUUUGCAACCCUCGACACCACCUUCUAAUAUUCAACCUACCAAGAAACCAUGUUUGCCACCUUUGUCUUCCAUAUUAUCGACUGCUCAACUCAAUCACAUUAAGGAUCAUCCUUUAAGUAAUUCAAAUAGUCCAGUAUUACAUCAAGUACCUCAAUUACCAUCAAUAGAUUCAUUCUCACCUAUAGAGCCUAUGAUUGUGGCCUCUACCCCAAUCACCAAUAAAUACUAUCAUAUUUCACAAGUGGCAAAUACCCAACAUUUCACUACAUUGCCAACACCUACUUCAUCAGCAAAACCAAUGAAAGAUCAUAGAUCAGUUUCUCCUAAAUCAUCACCAACUUCAUCAGAUAAAUCAUAUGCAUUCAUUUCUCAUUCACUUGCUACUUUCCCUCUGCAAGAGCCAUCAAUUGAUAACGCGCCAUUGGCAAGAAGGAAAAGAAGAAGAACAUCACCUAAUGAAUUAGCUAUAUUAAAUCAAGAAUUUGAAAUAGGUACUACUCCAAACAAAGCAAGAAGAAUAGAAAUUGCUUCUAGGGUCUCAAUGACUGAAAAAGCUGUUCAGAUUUGGUUUCAAAAUAAGAGACAAUCAUUAAGAAAACAACUGAGCCAUGAAAAGGAAGUAACAGUGUUACCUCCAAGAUAUGUUAUUGCUGGUCCAAUAUCUUCCAAUAAUACUUCUCCAGGUGCUGUAUCUGCUCAGAUCAUUUCAUCUACUCCUACUAAACCAAUAUUUACCAAAUCGGUCUCAUUACCAGUUUCUCCACCACGCUCCUUAUCAUAUCCUCCUCCGCCCCACUCGAUAGCUCAAAGCACUCCAUUGCCUCCAAGUCGUCAUAGCCCUGCUCAUGGCUCAGCAGAUGAAUCAAAUAUCUCAUUGGAUGAUUCAAUGAUACAUAUAUCAUCCUCGAAAAGAACUAGUUUUGUGCUAAAUGAAACUAGAAAAAAGCAACCCCAAGAACUUAAUAGUGAAAAUACUGCCACUAUGACAUUUAAGUUAAUUCCAUCUUCCAAUACAAAGAUUACCGAGAAAUUACAUCAAGAAUCUGAAAGAAAACCAUUGGCAGAGAUAAAUACCAAUAGGAUAAAUUUACCACCUAUUAAGAAAGCAUCAAUUGCGGUUGAGAAUUUGUUAUCUUUGAGAGGUGGGAAUUGGAACUAG